AUGACCAAGAGAAACGAUCAACGUAAUACUCCGUCCGGUUGUGGGACUACUACAACCUUAAGCGAGGGUAUUAUCGUUCAGCAACAACCUGUUAGCGAACAGCAGCAACAUUUCGUAUUAUCUCCCGUGAAUAAUUCAGCACCGAUGAUUAUUACUACUCCACUAGCUGUUCCAUCCAUAAUCACUCAAAAAUUGCCAACGACAGCACCGACGAACCAGCAGCAAGCAGUUGCAACUGUGACAACUACUCCUGUGGGCGUAGCUAAUACGGCCAUUGCAAAUAAAACGACAAAACCAACAUCUCAAGAACGAUUGGUUUGUAGUCUUUGUAAUAAAGUCUAUCGAUCAUCAGCUGGCCUCCGAUAUCAUAAGCGGAAACGACAUCGAGAUGAGGGUAUGCUUAAAGCAGCUCAAUUGCAUCGAGUACGUUGCUUAGAAAAUGGAUGUAAUUAUCAAAUGCUAGCGAUAUCAGACUUACGAAAUCAUUUGGCUAAUCAUCACUUAAAACCAGAAUAUAAAACCACUGAAGAAAAAAAAUUUAAUUCAUUUACUGAAUUUACCGAAUGGAAAACUGCUUUUGAACAAAGUAGUGGUUCAAAAUAUGUGAAAAAUUGUGGAUCAAAAGGAAAAUCAGAGAAUCAAACAACCGAGUAUUACUAUUGUAAUCGUACAGGAUUAUACAAACAAACGCGACAAGGAUGGCGCCGUAAUUCUAAAGCACAUGAUUCUAUUCGUUGUGGUAUACAUUGCACAUCAUCUAUGAAAGUUGAUAUAGCUCGAAACGAUCAAAUCUCCGUACAGUAUUAUCCAACACAUUAUGGGCACACAGCUGAACCCCCAUUGCAAGUACCAGCAUCAGCUGCAACUACGAAUGCAACACUAGCAACAACAAAUGGUGAUUUAGUUGAACAAGCAUCUGUUCAAAAACAAACAAUUCCGCCCAUUCAAACAGUUGUACAAACCACUGUUCAACAGCAGCAAACAACAACUGAUCAUUGUGUUAGACUUCAACAUCAACAUCAUACACAAACAUCAAGUAUUAUUAUUAAUAUUGCGCCUGUAAAUACAACGAUUAUCAAAUGCGUAUGA
Molecule: messenger RNA, 1089 nt
Organism: Rotaria socialis
Lineage: Eukaryota; Metazoa; Rotifera; Eurotatoria; Philodinida; Philodinidae
Source: the annotation of a GenBank genome assembly